Parnassius apollo (apollo) is the source of this 714-nucleotide messenger RNA. The record is from the annotation of a GenBank genome assembly. Lineage: Eukaryota; Metazoa; Arthropoda; Insecta; Lepidoptera; Papilionidae.
AUGACUAAAUGUGACAUCUGUAACAAAGGGAUAACCACAAAGGUAUCCGGACUGGAAUGCAGAUCCUGUGGCAAGGUGGUUCAUGCUAGUAAAGCUUGCUCUGGUCUCAACGCGAAGCAACUAUCUGCGCUUCGUAAUGCGGACAGACUAGACUGGACAUGCGAAGAGUGCCAUCAGAAUACACCUAACAGAAAGUCAUCCUUCAUUAUUCCAGAAGAAGACGAUGAAGACAAUGAUGUCGCGGUCUCUGACAAUAACUCCGGCAAUUGUAUGAUAGACACAGAGAAGUUUCUAAAAGAUAUAACAGCAGAAAUGAAAAAAGUUUUAAAGAAAGAACUUCAACCAAUUGAAGCAUCAGUGAGCUUCUGUUGCACAAAAAUUGAUGAUCUUUCCAAAAUUGUGAAAGCUCAAAACAAACAUAUCCAGGAAUUAGAAAAGAAGUACAACUACCUUCAUAACGAAAAAACCCAUCUUGAGCUUGAAAUGAGCUCACUGAAACAAUAUCUACGUAAUAUUGAACAACAGCGUUUAGACAAUGUGAUAGAAGUGAUAGGUAUUCCUAAAGCUAAAGACGAAAACCUUGUAAAUAUAUCUCUCAAACUAGCUGAGACACUCAACAUGGACAGGACGGAAGUAGUGAAUAUUACACGUGUAGAAAGCGAAAUAACCAAGAUGGAAACAUCCAGGUGCAGUUCAAGCAUGCAGAAAAUGUAA